AACCCCAAUGGAUAUCACAAAUUGAAUCUUUCGAGCUGAGAGAGAAUUGCGUUUAAAUAUUUGCGAACGUGCGACAUAUCGCCACGAAAUGUAUGCGGAUAAUAAACGUGGCCUAGACAAGGUGACGGCAGCCACACCGCCCACCCUUCAGCAGCAAACCCAUCAUCAUCAGCAGCAGCAGCAGCAACAUCUGCAUCAUCAUGUCCUGCAAUUGCAGCAGCAGCAGCAGCAGCAACACCUCCAGCAACAGCAACAUCACUUGCAGCACCAAAUGCAUACGCAUCAUAACUUUCAGGCACUUGAGGCACCAACAACAUUGUCGCAGCAGCAACAGCAGCAGCAGCAGCACAUGCAGCAGCAACAGUCGUCGCAGCAGCAGCAGCAGCAGCAACACACAACAUCCCAGCAGCAGCAGCAGCAGCAACAGACAGCCGGCAUGUUUACAAGAUUCGAUGCAAACAAGUCGACGAAGGGCGCCUCCAAGAUGCGACGCGAUCUCAUAAAUGCAGAGAUAGCCAAUCUGAGGGAUCUGUUGCCACUGCCCCAGUCCACCCGGCAGCGUCUCUCGCAGCUCCAGCUGAUGGCCCUGGUCUGUGUCUAUGUGAGGAAAGCCAACUAUUUCCAGCAAGUUUUUAAACGUCACAAUGCGAUGCAUCAUCUACAUCAUCAGACAGCAACACCAAAUAUUGGCUUCUCAAAGGCACUCUCCGGCUUUUUGAUGAUGCUCACACAAAAUGGCAAAUUGCUCUAUAUAUCGGAUAAUGCGGCCGAGUACUUGGGCCAUUCCAUGGAGGAUCUACUGAUACAUGGUGACUCCGUUUACGAUAUCAUUGACAAACAGGAUCACGCAACCAUCCAGGCGGAGUUAAAUCGGAACGUGCCACAGCAACCAGGUGGCCCAAGUCAAACGGGAAACAGCGGUGGUGCCGGCGACUCAACGUCCAGCAAUGGUAGUGCCGGCGGUGGUGGAGGAGCUGCUGGUGGUGGAGGUGGUGCUGCUGGUGGCAGUGGUGGUGGCGCCUCCAGUCUCGAGGGCGAGCAUCGCAUGUUCCUCUGUCGCAUGAAUGUUAGCCGCAAUGCGCGACGGCAAAUGCGUUUCGGUGAUCAAAAGGUUGUCCUGGUCCAGGGUCACUAUUUGUCAUACCUGCCGCUCUGCAGCCGGAAUGAGCCCGUCUUUCUGGCCACCUGCACACCGAUAGCCAUGCCCGAGACCAGGGAAUGUGUGGUGCAAGGUGCCACCAAUGUCUUCACCACGAUCCAUUCGAUGGACAUGAAAAUAGCCCAUAUCGACAAGAAUGGCGAGUUUCACUUGGGUUACGACAAGAGCACGUUACAGGGCACCUCCUGGUACAAUCUGAUUCACAGCGAGAAUCUGAGGGAGGCGCAAAAUAAGCACAGACUAAUCACGCAAUCGGAGCAGGAUCGCAGUUGUAUCCUUUUAGUGCGAAUGCAACGGUCUAGUGGCGAAUAUACCUGGGUUCAUGUGGUUCUACAGGUGCGAGACAGUCCUGAUUCCACUCAGCAACCUGUCAUUGUAUGCACCAAUCAAGUUCUCAACGAUCGCGAGGCUUCUAUAAUGCUGGCCAAUUCCUGGCUGUAUCACUACUAUACCGUCCAGUCGAAGAUCCAGUUUGGCAUGCCCCUGGACAGUGGCAUUCGUGUGCCACCUGGUACCCCCUCCAGUGGUGGUUACUACAGUCCACAUUCAUCACACCCACCAACCACACCGGGUGGUGCCACACCCAGCCUAGGCAUAAGCGGUACCUUUGGUAGUCACCAUCAUGCCCAUCAUCCGCACUCGCAUCCGCAUCAUCAUCAUCAUCAUCACCAUCCAGCGGCUGCCUAUCAUCAUCAUCCGCAUAUGGGAACCUAUGGCACUGGGGUAUAUCACGCAGAUGCUGGCAUAGAGAUCAAAGAGGAUCAGCCACUGUUCAGUUUCCAAGAGCCCGUGGACUACAGUCAGGUGAACAGUCAGGUGAGCCCUCCGAAUGCCGCCAGUACUCCCAAUCCGCCUGUCCCCAAGUCUGCGACUCCACCGCCACCAAAGAAGAGGGCAAGGAAGCUGGAGCCACUGUACCUCCACGCGGAACGUUCUCCAGCAGCUGCGAUUACUCCAGAGCCGGACUGCUAUGCCCUUCACUCCCAUCCAGCGGCUGCCUAUGCCACCUCCUCAUCGGCGGUGGUCAGUAGCUCCGAUGCCUCCGUCAUAUAUGCCACAAUAGUGCCGACAAGACCGCGGUUGCCCAAUAAGACUCUGCCCCCCGAUCCUGCCGACUUCAUAGAGCAAUGGAAUCCCAGUCCGCCGUGGUCAGAGUCGGCACAGAAGGCCUCCCUGGAUAGCUUUGGGUCUUCCCAUGAGCUGAGUCCUUGCAUAACCACCACACCACCCACACCCACCAGUGCCACGCCCCAUAAUAGUGGACUGGGCACCCAUGGGAGCAUGGGACCUGCCUUUAGCUUUGAGUGGAUGUCGGAUCCUUUGGUACCGGUGACCUACCAGCAGUGGCCGCCCACGGGUGAUCAUCAUCAGCAUCUCUCCCAGCACUUGAGUCAAAGUCAGGGUCAUCAGAAUCCUUUGCUGCAACAGCAGCUCAUCCAGCAGCAUCAACAGCAACAGCAGCAACUAUCCCAGCAGCAGUCACAUCUCCAUCAGCAGCAGCAGCAGCAGCAACAUCAGCAACACUUAGCACUUCACCACGGGCGUGCGGAGAGCUCCCUGGAGGGGGGCUCCACUGCGACAGAUCGGGGUAUGGGGGUGGUUGUGGUGCCAGCAGCCCCAUCGAUACCCAUAUCGAUACCCAUACCGAUACCGAUACCAACAUCCACGGGCCAUGGGGAUGCCGGGGAACCGGUUGAGGAUAGAGAUCCCAAAAAUUAGAGGAACCCAGCAAAGCUUGGAAAUACCCAGAGAUCGGAAUAGAUCGGAGCGGAGCGGCCUGCCAUGGCGGCCAGGUGAUAAUCACACUUAAAUUAAUUGCCACUUGUCAUCUUAGCGUUUAAAUUAUUUUUAUCUAACGAAGAAAACAACGCUAUAACACAUUCGUUUCUCGAUAUAACAACUAAUUUAAGCCUGAGCCCUUUUUACGUUUUCAACCAUUCAAUAUUUUGUACGUGCAAUCUGGAAAAACCACACACUUAAAAAAAUAUAAAUAUAUAUAUA
This is a messenger RNA of Drosophila serrata, 3160 nucleotides long. It is a transcript of the gene dysf, whose product is annotated as neuronal PAS domain protein dysfusion. NCBI's taxonomy places the organism in Eukaryota, Metazoa, Arthropoda, Insecta, Diptera, Drosophilidae. The record is from RefSeq and is a predicted model, not a curated record. Gene Ontology annotation, biological process: regulation of transcription by RNA polymerase II. Gene Ontology annotation, molecular function: RNA polymerase II transcription regulatory region sequence-specific DNA binding; protein dimerization activity; DNA-binding transcription factor activity, RNA polymerase II-specific.